Molecule: messenger RNA, 1834 nt
Organism: Setaria italica (foxtail millet)
Lineage: Eukaryota; Viridiplantae; Streptophyta; Magnoliopsida; Poales; Poaceae
Product: ent-kaurene oxidase 2
Exons: 8
Coding region: 68-1570 (500 amino acids)
Biological process (GO): gibberellin biosynthetic process
Cellular component (GO): chloroplast outer membrane; endoplasmic reticulum
Molecular function (GO): iron ion binding; heme binding; ent-kaurene oxidase activity
Source: RefSeq, a predicted model, not a curated record
CCCUCCCGUUCCGUCUCCACCACUCUUCACGCUUUACUUCCACUCCCCCGCGCCCUGCCGUUUCCCGAUGGAGACUGUGUUGGCAUCUAUCGCCGCCGGCGGGAUGGUCGCAGCGGCCGCGCUCGCCGCGGGGGCCAGCCGGGUCGCGGGGCAAAAGGACCGCCUCAACGCACCCCCAGCUGUUCCUGGUUUACCUAUCAUUGGGAACCUUCAUCAGCUGAAAGAAAAAAAGCCUCAUCAAACCUUUGCAAGAUGGGCCCAAGUCUACGGGCCAAUAUACACUAUAAGAAGUGGUGCAUCUUCUAUGGCUAUCGUCAAUUCAACUGAAGUUGCCAAAGAGGCUAUGGUUGCAAAGUUCCAAUCCAUAUCUACUCGGAAACUACCCGCUGCAAUUUCAGUGCUCAGUCGUGACAAAAAGAUGGUUGCUACAAGUGACCAUGGCGACUUCCAUAAAAUAGCGAAGCGCUAUAUUAUGCUGAGCGUGCUGGGCGCUUCUGGCCAGAAACAAUUUCGGGGCAUAAGGGACAUGGUGAUUGGUAACAUGUUGAGCACCUUCCACGCAUUGGUGGCUAAUGACCCCAAAGCUCCUGUGAACUUCCGGGAAGUUUUCAAGGAUGAGCUAUUCCGCCUAUCCUUGAUUCAGGCUUUAGGUGAGGAUGUGAGCUCGAUCUACGUAGAAGAGUUUGGGAAAAUUAUAUCGAAGGAGGAAAUCUACCAGAUCGCUGUGGUUGACCCGAUGAUGUGUGCUCUUGAGGUCGACUGGAGGGAGUUCUUCCCCUACCUCGGUUGGAUUCCAAAUCAGAGCUUUGACACAACAGUGAGUACAACAGAAGCUAGACGAACUGCAGUCGUACGAGCCUUGAUCAAUCAGCAGAAGAAAAGAAUCGCACGCGGAGAGGCUCGGGUAUCCUAUCUGGACUUCCUGCUAGCACAGAAUACACUGACUGAUGAGCAAGUGACGUCACUGAUCUGGGAGGCAAUCAUAGAAGCUGCAGAUACUACUCUGUCCACAACCGAAUGGGCCAUGUAUGAGCUCUCCAAGAACCAAGAAAAACAGGAACGUCUUUACGAGGAAAUUCAAGAGGUAUGCGGCAAUGAGACAGUCACUGAGGAUGACCUCCCACGGUUACCUUACUUGAACGCGGUGUUCCAUGAGACCCUUAGGCGUCAUCCUUCAGUUUCAGUAGUGCCUCCACGAUUUGUCCAUGAGGAUACCAACUUGGCUGGCUAUGACAUUCCAGCCGGCACAGAGGUGAUCGUCAACCUCUAUGGAUGCAACAUGAACAAGAACGACUGGGACGAGCCGGAGGAAUGGAAGCCCGAGAGGUUUCUGGAUGGGAGGUUCGAGCGUGCGGACAAGUUUAAGACCAUGGCCUUCGGCGCCGGAAGGAGGGUCUGUGCUGGCGCCACGCAGGCUACGAACAUCUCGUGCACGGCCAUGGCGAGGUUCGUGCAGGACUUUGCCUGGAGGCUCAAGGAAGGCGACGAGGGCAAGGAUGGAACCAUCCAGUUUACGACCAACAGGCUUUACCCUUUGCACGUGUACCUCACACCGAGAGGAAGGAAAUGAGCGGCAGUCCUGGUCAAACGGUUUUGGUAACUUUGCUGUCGGUGCCUGUGUGUGGCGAAAUAAACUUUUGGGAUGAAAACUCUAUGCUGUGUGGUAGGUUUUCUUCUGUGGGAAAAGGUCCAGCCAUGACUAAGUAUCGUACAGAGCGUGGACAGCACAAAACUUGCAUCAUAUAUAGUGAAUAGAUUAAUAGACAGGCCAUGUUACACAUAUGUUUACUUGGUUACAUGAAUCUAUACUAUAAUGUUCGAGUUGUUUUGAAAA